AUGGACACCCGAAGCCUCUGCCCCGGGGAGAGGCGCAGCUCCGUAGCCGGGACGGAGGGUUUCGGUGCCGUCACCACCCUGAGCGAGCUCAGCUCUGCUCUGCGCCUCCCAGCCCUGCCCCAGUUGGCCACUGGAAACCAGCAGCUCCUUUACCUGGUGGCCCUGCGGGAGGGAAUGGGCAGGACUCCCACCCUCCUUACGUGGGGUGGUGUAGCUGGGACUGGUUUGAUAUGGUUCACAGAUUGGAAGCUGGUCCUUCAGUAUGUCCCCUACAUCAGUGGCAAGUUCAAAACUGAAGACUAA
This is a messenger RNA of Opisthocomus hoazin, 303 nucleotides long. The record is from RefSeq and is a predicted model, not a curated record. Lineage: Eukaryota; Metazoa; Chordata; Aves; Opisthocomiformes; Opisthocomidae.